CUGAGGCAGUCACGUGAGCAAGACUUCCCCCAGCUGCCCGGGAACAGGAACAGCAGCAGCAGCAAGAGGACAAGCAGCCAGCACUGCAGGAGCGCGUCUGUCGCGCAUGCGCCCUAUCGGAUCCUUGCUUUUCAACCUCGCAGCUGGACGUUGCUCUUCCUCCUCUUCCUCUUCUUCUUCUUGGGAGCUAACUAGCACGUAUUCUGCGAUCGUUGGCGGCGGAGGCACGUCCACGCGGAACAGAUGUCUCCGGAACCUGCGUGGAGUGAAUCGAUCGUCGAAAGACUUGUAACCUCCAUGCCCGCGUGAAGGGAAAUUACAGUACAUUAACAGUCCCUCUUGACUGCCAUGAUGCUUGGACUACAGGGAAAUUCGUCACCGUCCAAAAUUUACCAUUGCGUGGCAUGUUCGGCUUCCUUCAGUGGUCUGGCCUCUUUGCUCGUACACCAAGCAACCCAUGCCAACACGCUCCCUAAGGUCAACACUCCCACUACGACACAGCCUGACAUGAGCCCGCACGACACUCUGACGGCCAGCCAAAACUCUUCCAGUGAGGCGCACAGUCCACCAGCAUCUCUCUAUAUCUGUGAUUGUGGCGAGGAAUUUCAUGACUUCAGUCUUAUGCUUGAACAUAAGCAAUUGCAUGUCUCACAAGCACAGCGACCCCAGACGCCAGACGGGACAGUCAUUCCAGGUGCAUUAGAGGCUGAUAAUGGUCUUACUGAGAAUGUAACACCAAGCCCAAAGAUAGAUUUUGUCCCGAGCUCUCAGUCUACUUCAGGGUCCUCACUUGUUCAAAGAGAACCUGUUUCGAGCUGUCUAUCUACUAUAGGGUCCUCUCUUGUUCAAGAAGAAUUUGUCCCGAGCUGUUCAUCUACUUCAGGGUCCUCUCUUGUUCAACAAGAACCUGUUUCGAGCUGUCUAUCUACUACAGGGUCCUCUCUUGUUAAAGAAGAAUUUGUCCCGAGCUGUUCAUCUACUUCAGGGUCCUCUCUUGUUCAAAAAGAAUUUGUCCCGAGCUGUCCAUCUACUUUAGGGUCCUCUCUUGUUCAAGAAGAGCAUACAGCAAAUGAAAGACUGGAAGAAAGAGAUGCAGUUCCCGGAACUCCUCCACAGGAAUAUCAAAUAGCGGCAGAAAUUGGUAAACAAUGUGACCAAACAUUGGCAACAAGUGACCCAAUCAAUGCGAAAGUCGAAAACCCUCCACAGGAAUAUCAAACAGCGCCUGAAAUUGGUGAACAAUGUGACCAAAGUGACCAAAAAUUGGCAACAAGUGACCGAAUCAAUGCGAAAGUCGAAAAUCCUCCACAGGAAUAUCAAACAGCGCCAGAAAUUGGUGAAAAUUGUGACCAAACAUUGGCAACAAGUGACCCAAUCAAUGCGAAAGUCGAAAAUCCUCUACAGGAAUAUCAAACCGCGCCAGAAAUUGGUGAACAAUGUGACCAAACAUUGGCAACAAGUGACCCAAUCAAUGCGAAAGUCGAAAAUGUCGAAGAAGAGAAGAGCCAGGACUUGCAGAAGCCUGUUGUCAGUGGUGACGAGGAGAAUUUGGCCUCAAAAGACAAAGUAAUGAAAUUACUGGCAUCUGCAUACAUGAAGUGCAACUCAGUGUCUCCAUGUCCAAAUGACAAUAAUGAGUUCAUAACCCUCAAACAAGAAGCCAUCCCAGUUGAUAUUACUGAUAUCACACCAGUCCAAAUACCUGGACCCCAACCUGAACCUAUCAAUGAUCUCUCUGUGGCAAAAAUGAGGCGAUUGCUCGCAGAGCCAGGCAUCAAGACCAAAGCACCAACUAUUAGCAAAAUUAUCGAUUGCAGCAGGAAGAAGAUAGUCUCUCUGACAAAAGUGCUCUCACCCGUUGUGGUUCUAGAAACCCGUCAGAAGCUCAGAGAUUCUAGCAACAAUGGCCUCUUUGGGAAAUAUCAAUGCGGCCGCUGUCGUCGCACAUUUCCAAACUCAGACCGACUAACCGAGCAUCACUUCUUGCACAAAAAGGAGAGGAUUAAAUGUUGUCGUCGCUGCAAACAACUCAUCAUUGGGAAGCUGCCUUUCACUGACAAUCAUGUAUGCACUCCAUCUGGGAAAAAGUCUGAUCAGUUGUCCAGCACAUUGCCACUAGCUCCAAAAAUAAUGCCAUUCCAUGGCUUAAACAAUACAAAAAAAUCCUUCUAUUGUCCGGUGUGCAAGCACAACUAUGCCCGCAGGUACAACCUGAAGAAGCAUAAGUGUCAGGGUCCGAAAACAGCCCCAAUCCAGGUAUCUCACUGCACCGCUGAUAGAAUGCUAGCCUUAAGAUCAAGCAGUAAAGCAGUACCACCGAGGGACGAUCGCUUUCAACUUUCCAGAAACGUGUAUGUUAGCACUGAUGUACCCGGUCCGAUUAAAGUAGAGGUGACAUCUACCACUUCUGAACAGUCGUAUAUUUCCGAUAUGGCCUGGUCUGGUUUUGCCAAAAGCUUCCCACCGUUUAUGCCCGCGCAUUCAAUGAGGGAUCAGCAUAGUGUCAUGGAAAACAGUCACUUGGAUGCAGCGUCAGUUCAUAAUGACAGCAGCAAUGAAGGCCAGUGGACAAUGCCUUUGGAUGAUGAAGCCGAACUCCUUAGUCCCUCACUGAACGCUUUUAACGACCUUCAACCGGGGGAGUCUGAGUCUGAUGCGAUGGCUAAUCAGAAUUAUAUUGUCAGUGAUGGUGUCCAACGUUACCCGUGUCACAGGUGUCAAAAAACUUACAGUCGGCUUUCUACCCUGGAAAGGCAUUUACUCCUCUGCGGGUCGAGGCCACAGGGUCCUGGGACUGUAUCACCGAGUAGUGGUGGUGGUCAGUGGAUGGCUUCACAAAACAGUGGCACCAAGCCAAUGUAUCCUUGUUUUGUCUGCGGAAGAACCUUCAACCGUAAAGACAAUAUGAUGGCGCACAGGCGAAAAUGUCAGUUGCAACAGCACACAAACCAACAGCUGGUACAGCCCAUUUUGUCAGGCAGUGCUAAAGACGCGGAUAAUGAUGCAAACAACUGGGGCAUCAUGUCCCUCCCCUCUGUGCUGCCAAGGAGAGUGACCUGCGAGUGUGGGGUCGGAUUUACAUCUCCAAGACUGCUUCUGGAGCAUCUACAAAAGCAUGCACAGGAAUCCUACACUUGUCCAACUUGUGGCGAGACUGUCAAUUCCUGGUCCGACUAUGAAGUUCACCUGCAGAUCCACAUGCAUCCUCACCACCAACUGCUGAAGGGGAUACAUACACAGCGGUCACAACCCCUUGUAUUACGGAUCCAACAACAGCCCCCUCAACAACAGCCUCCUCAACAACAGCCUCCAACUCCUCCUGUGCAUCAGCCCCCACAAAAACAACCAGUUCCUGUGCGGGCAAGCGUGGGGAAAAAGCAACGGUCUGUAUGCACGCGAUGUGGGAAUUCAUUUGCCUCCCGAUGUUCCCUUCGAAGGCACUUGGCAUGGAACCGAUGCAAAGGUGGCCGGCCUCAAACUGUGCCCAAAACCUAUCGCUGCUCCCGCUGCAGCUCUGAAUUCCCUAACAUGGUCAGUCUUCUAUUUCACCAGAGGAGCGGCGCCUGCAAACCUGCCAUCAAGCCUGUGCGUUGCCCCGUUUGCCUCCGCUGGUUUGGAACAGUCGACACUCUGCAAAGGCACCUCCUGACUCACAAACAGUCAGAAUCACACCGCUGUGAUAUUUGUAACGGAACAUACCCAAGUCUGAAAUCACUGAAAAACCAUCGCAGGAGGAUCCAUCGCAUCAUGGCUACAAAUGUUACGCACCAGUCGCAAGAAUUAUUGACUUAAUUUAAUUUUUUGCUACUAAUUUGUAACAUGGAUGUGGUGUAUUUCAGAAAAUACCACUUUUUGCAUUGUACUUGUAUCAAAUGUAAAUAGAUUAACAUUGACAGUGAUGUUUGUGUUGGGUUUUUUUUUUUAGAAUGAAAUGGAGAAACAUGUUAGGCUUUAUAGCAGAUUUCUGUCGUAAAAUGAAAUAUUCCAUGUGUGUACAACCAUUUUGUCAAGUACUGUACGGUAUUUCAGGUUAAAGGUUGUAAAUAAUUAGAGAUCAAAUUUUAUCCAAUAGUUGUAAUGUGGCUAGCUUGUUCUGGGUGUUAUUAAAUAUACCAAUUGAUUAAAGCU
This is a messenger RNA of Entelurus aequoreus (snake pipefish), 4128 nucleotides long. RefSeq lists its product as uncharacterized. The record is from RefSeq and is a predicted model, not a curated record. NCBI's taxonomy places the organism in Eukaryota, Metazoa, Chordata, Actinopteri, Syngnathiformes, Syngnathidae. Bases 349 to 3792 code for a protein of 1147 amino acids. The transcript is spliced from 2 exons. Gene Ontology annotation, molecular function: RNA polymerase II cis-regulatory region sequence-specific DNA binding; DNA-binding transcription factor activity, RNA polymerase II-specific.